GUUGCGAAUCGCUGGCUGCGGCACUUUAGCAACGAGGAGGCCGCGCCAGUCAUACCGGAGUCAGACCUACUUUGGUUUUUGGCCUCGCAUCCCGCCCUCGACGCGUCGGUGACGCACAGUGUGGACAUUAACGUAGAGGACGUGCCGUCCCUCGCAGUCACUCAGCACACGUUUGCCUGCGCCAAAGCCUCGGCGGCAGGGCCCGACGGCAUCCCAGGCGCAGUAUUGAAGCAGUUUGCGACUUUACUUGGCAGCUAUCUCCACCCACUGUACGUUAAGAGCACG
Messenger RNA from Prorocentrum cordatum, 285 nucleotides. The record is from the annotation of a GenBank genome assembly. Lineage: Eukaryota; Dinophyceae; Prorocentrales; Prorocentraceae.